This is a messenger RNA of Drosophila kikkawai, 992 nucleotides long. RefSeq names its product copper homeostasis protein cutC homolog. The record is from RefSeq and is a predicted model, not a curated record. Lineage: Eukaryota; Metazoa; Arthropoda; Insecta; Diptera; Drosophilidae. Gene Ontology annotation, molecular function: copper ion binding.
UUAUCGAAGUAUCGAAACAGCUGACUGUACGUUUGUUUAUUAUUGUUUAUCAAUUGGUUUAUCACUGAUAAGCGAAAUGACCAGCCACGAUAUCAAGCUGGAGGUCUGUGUGGACUCCAUACGGUCUGCUUUCGCCGCCGUUGCCGGCGGAGCUUCCCGCAUCGAACUCUGCUCGGCGCUGAGCGAAGGCGGCCUGACUCCCAGCGUUGGCACCCUGAAGACCCUCAAGGAGUCCAUCGCACUGCCCGUUUAUUGCAUGCUGAGGCCGCGCCGUGGAACUGACUUCGUCUACAGCGACGAGGAGAUGUGCGCCGUGCUGACCGACAUGGAUCUGCUGCGCCAGAACGGCGCGGACGGCUUUGUGUUCGGAUCACUUAAUCCGGAUCGCACCAUCAACGUGGACCAGUGCCGGCAUGUGAUGCUGCAGUCGGAGGGCCUCCCGGUGACCUUUCAUCGAGCCUUUGACCUCACCGAUCAGAAGCGAAUGCAGGAGAACGUCCAGCUGUUGCGGGAGCUGGGCUUCAAGCGGCUGCUGAGCAGCGGAUUCCGUCCCUCGGCAGCCGAAGGUCUCGAUAACCUGGCCCAGCUGAUAGCCAAGCACCACAGGGACUUCAUAGUUAUGCCCGGUGCCGGAAUCAAAGUGUCCAACCUGGAGGAGAUCCUCACGGUGAGCCGCUGCAUGGAGUUUCAUGCCUCCGCCAUGGACACGGCUGGCGAGGACUACGUGGCCCCCACCACCCAGAUGGAGUGCGAUGUGACCAUGGGCAAGCAAGACAUUGAUCCGUAUUACGGAACUAAUGCAAAUGUUGUCCGCAAAAUGGUAACUAUCGCAAGCGCAAUGAGCUGCCGCUGACGAUUCUAGUUCUUACGUACACCUAAGCCACACUUUUAUUCCUUGACUCUGACAGUAUAAGUAGUUUCUAGCCGUUGUUACCACUUAAAGUAGUCCUUUCCCAAAAAUUCCAAACAAAAUUAAUAAAACAAAAAAUAUA